CGACCCAUCACCGCUGCCUCCCACCCACUACUCGCCCUUCCGCUGCGCUGCGCCGCCUCGUCCUCGCGCCUGUGGUCGUGCUACCGACCCUGCCGGCCUUGCAUAUCGCACCGCGCGCGCUGCCCGGCACAUCACCGGCCUCGCUGCGACGAACUGGAGUGGACGGGCGCCCGGAUCUCGCUCGGGUGCGUGCAGCUCGCCUUCGCGUCGACGCUGCUCCCACAGCCAAACCGACCUCACGUCCCAACCCACCGCAUGUCCGCGCCGCACCCCGCCACUGCCACUGCCACUACCACCCCAGCCUUGCGCUCUCGCCAUUAACCCAAGGCGCCGCCGAUUGGCCCUCCCGCGAGCUUCACGACCGUCUCCGGAGCUGGCCGCCAGUUCGGCCGCUCGCUCGCUCCUUGCGACGGUUGGAAUGUACUCAAUGCAUCCAGUCCCGGCCUUGUCAAACGGCGGCAUCGCGAACGGCAUCAUGGACCCCUCGGGCACCAUCAAUCCGGCUGCGCUGAACUCAGCAGGUGUACUCGUAAGCCCUCCGCAGGCCGUCGCACAGCAACAGUCGCGAGGCAUCAAACGCAGCCGCUCGCCAGAAAACAGCUAUGCCGAAGUGCUGCCCGGAGAGAACGGCGACGGAGAUGAAGGCAAACCCAGAAAACGCGGUCGACCGCCCAAGACAGCAAAAGUCGCGUACACUGACAGUCCCAACCGCACAUCGCAGCAGCCACCGACGCCCUCUCGAUCAGUAGCAGCCCCACCAGUGCAAACUCCUCAAUUGCCGAACGCGCCUCUUCCCCAAACUUCCCCAUCCCAGGCGUCUCCUACAAAAUCAACCCCCACCAAGUCUACAGUGAUCAAGGCACUACCGACCGUCCGAGACCAUACGACCGACCAGCUAAACGCGGAAGGCGACGAAUACAUACCGCGCGAGACAGACGAGGCAGGAGAGACAAAGGUGACGGCAACAGGCCACCCGCUUGGCGGAAGAGAAUACCGUUGUCGCACGUUCUUCGUGCCUAACCGAGGAGACAAGCUGUUCAUGCUCGCAACUGAAUGUGCUCGCGUCCUAGGCUAUCGGGACUCGUACCUCCUUUUCAACAAGAACCGUUCGCUCUACAAGAUCAUUGCUACCCAGGCAGAGAAGGACGACCUGAUCCAUCAAGAGAUUCUGCCGUACUCAUACCGUUCUCGCCAGAUCGCCAUUGUAACAGCACGGUCCAUGUUCAGGCAAUUCGGAAGCAGGCUCAUCGUAAACGGGAGACGAGUCCGCGACGACUACUGGGAGAGCAAAGCUAGGAAGCAGGGAUUUACCGAGGAAGACGCGGCAGGAGAAAAGAGGCCCGGUGCGGCGAGAGCAAGAGAAGCGGCAGCAGCUGAAGCCAGCCACGCCGGUGGGCAUAUGACAUUUGCGCAUACCGGAUCGUACACUGGCAGAAUAGACCCGGACUACCUAGGGUCGUCGGCCGCGAAUCCAUUGCACCCAUUUGGAGGCCUAACUCCCGCUCCUGGAGCGAUGCCGGCAGCAAAUGUCGAGCCAUUUGAUAACCGCACCACGACGGAUUUGCAGCCUCGGGAUUAUAGCAGCGUGCAGCGACCACGACACGAGAUAUCCGGUGUGCCCUAUCAAGACGUCACCCGGCCCACCCCUUCCGGCGAGAUUAUGAAUCAAGCAUCCCAGACCGUGGAGUUCAACAAGCAGCUUGAGCAGCAGAGGAAGAAUCGCAAGGAAUAUCUGGACAAUUACUGGGCUCGACCGCAUGAGCCCGCUCAGGUUGACCGCCCAGGAACGGCAGAGGCGAACAACGUGCCACCUGUCUCGCAAGCCGUACAGUCUCCUCGCGUUUCCUCCACAAAUGCAGUUGUUGGUGCCGGACAGUAUUCCAUGGCGGCUCAGACCCCGCAGCGACCAGGCCAAGCAAUGGGACCCCAGUCAUACAGACCCCAGCCUCAUCCCCAGAGCGCUAUGGUGCCUUCGCCCAUGGCUCCCCAACACACCCCUCUACGGUCCGAUCAGAUGCACCGACGACCACCAAGCAUGGCUAUGCCCCAAGGAAUGACGCCAGGAAUGGCCCCGGCCGGAAUGCUUCCCACGAUUGGUCAAAAUCCGGGCCACGGCUACCCUCCCCCACACAUGUGGGCACAGGGUCCUCCGCAGCCAUCUCCACUAUCGCAACAACACAACAUGCAGCAAUAUGCUCGACCCCCGCAGCAAUCCCCUCAUCCGCAACAGUCGCCUAUGCACGCUUCGCCACAGCUUCACCACGUUCAAAGCAGCGGCUCGAUGCACGGUACGCCUGUACAGCAAUACCAGACCAUGGCCGCGAUGGGAGAUUCAGGAUACCCAGCUAUGGGUCAAAAUCCGUAUCAGCCGAGCCCAAGUCCUCAUCAGUUCAUGCAACAUCAGAGUACCGCCGCGCAGCAGCCCGGUAUGCCGGGAUGGGCGCCGGGGCAGGCGCCUCAGCAAGGGUGGCAAUCAUACUGAAAACCUAGCGAUCAACGCCGUCGACCUUUUAUCACUUGCGGCCGCGAAAGUGGUUGAAGCAUAUCGGGCUGCUCGUUCCGGUCGCCUUUUACGGCGACUGAGUCCCCUACCUAGGCGCCGUGAGAGGCGCAACUAGCGACUGCGCUGCCUGCGGGUCUUAACUGACCUAGGGAACGCCGUGGGACAUACAGGCAUUGGUUGGCCCAUUGGAAGGAUCCUCGGCCCGGCACAUUUCCCAUUCCCCUUUCUUCAUACUGUACACUAAGCUCGCAUUCUACCCUCGCC
Molecule: messenger RNA, 2767 nt
Organism: Trematosphaeria pertusa
Lineage: Eukaryota; Fungi; Ascomycota; Dothideomycetes; Pleosporales; Trematosphaeriaceae
Exons: 3
Coding region: 419-2482 (687 amino acids)
Cellular component (GO): nucleus
Molecular function (GO): chromatin DNA binding
Source: RefSeq, a predicted model, not a curated record